Molecule: messenger RNA, 1341 nt
Organism: Phytomonas sp. EM1
Lineage: Eukaryota; Euglenozoa; Kinetoplastea; Trypanosomatida; Trypanosomatidae
Source: the annotation of a GenBank genome assembly
GAGCAGCAUAGAAAACAUAGUGAAAAAAAAUUCGACAUAGACGAUGCUCAGAAUUACAGGUCUGCGCUUUAGACGUUGUGGUGCUGGGAUCAUUGGGCUUCCUAACGUCGGAAAGUCUACUUUGUUUAAUGCCCUCACAUGCGCCCAGCUCGCCAAGACCGGGAACUUCCCUUUCUGCACUAUCGACGCGAACAUAUCAAAAGUUCCAGUACCAGACAAACGUCUGCGUGCAUUAGCCUCCUUCACGGGCGCAAAGACUCUGAUCGAUGUAGAGGUGGAUUUGGUGGAUGUGGCCGGGCUAAUCGAAGGAGCCUCGAGAGGCAUCGGGAUUGGCAAUAAGUUUCUUGCGGAUAUUCGUCUCUGCUCAGUUCUAUUGCACAUGGUGCGAUGCUUUGAAAGCGCGCGGGACGGCUUCGGCACACCAACGCCUUUGGAGGAUAUUAACGUUGUCGUCAAUGAGCUGCUCCUGUCAGACUUGGAGUUGAUCGAGAAAAGAAUGCACAAAGCGGGGAAAGUGGGAAAAAGCUCUGAGGUAGCUUUUAUGCGCCGUGUAGCAGCCACACUCGAGGCUGGAAUUCCCGCUAGCGAUCUUCGCGGCCCACUGUCCUCCUCUCUCGCGGGCUCAGUGACACCUCGAAAAGUUACAAAACUAACACCUGAAGAGGAAGGGUGGUUGGAUAGUUAUCAGCUCUUGUCCGACAAACCCAUGGUUUUUAUUUUGAAUGUCGAGGAGUCAGUUGUAAAGGAGGGUAACGCCUUUUCCAAGGCUGUUGAGGUUGCCUACGGAGCGGAUCGAACAUUUCGUGUAUCCGCCUCCGUCGAGGAGCAACUGUCACAAAUUCAGUCACAUGACGAUCGCCUUCUUUUUCUGGAAGAGUAUGGCAUCCAUACACCGUGCAGUGAGCUACUUAUAAAGCGGGCAUACGACCUCCUCCGUUUGCAGUCUUUCUUCACGGUGGGGCCAGUUAUGGCUCACGGUUGGACUGUUACUCAGGGUUCAAGCGCGCGCGAGGCGGCGGGUGAAAUUCACUCUGAUCUUGAGAAUUAUUUCAUUUCUGCCAAAGUAAUGCAAUGGGAUGAGUUCAUUGCGAAGCCAAAUUUGGAGUCCGCAGAGAUGCAGAUGCAGAAAGUUAAUGCGACCUACAAGAUGCGCGAUGGAGACGUCAUGAUCGUGCAACACAGUGCCGUGAAGUAGCGCUUAUAAAGUAGAUUUGCACAGAGUCAGCAGAGUUAUAUUCGAUCCAUGUGUGCCUCUUCACUCCUCUAAAUGAAAAGUCAGCUAAAUGUUUGCAUUUUCCUUAUAUUGAUAUUCACCAAGUAAUUCUUCUCUUAUUAUGGCAA